GCAUGCGCACCGCCCCCCACUGCUGCCACUCCCUUCUCUGGGCGUCUGGACUCUCUCUCUCUCCCGGCCAGCCCCGCCCAGGCGGCUGCCGUGACCUGCCUUGGCGCAGGGAACGGAAAGCCGGAAGGGGCAAGACGAGUUUAGUUCGUCAUGGGGCUGUUUGGAAAAACCCAGGAGAAGCCUCCCAAAGAGCUGGUCAAUGAAUGGUCAUUGAAGAUACGAAAGGAAAUGAGAGUUGUUGACAGGCAAAUAAGAGAUAUCCAAAGAGAAGAAGAAAAAGUGAAACGAUCUGUGAAAGAUGCUGCCAAGAAGGGUCAGAAGGAUGUCUGUGUAGUUUUGGCCAAGGAGAUGAUCAGGUCAAGGAAGGCUGUGAGCAAACUCUAUGCAUCCAAAGCGCACAUGAACUCGGUGCUUAUGGGUAUGAAGAAUCAACUUGCGGUUCUGCGAGUGGCUGGCUCCCUGCAGAAGAGCACAGAAGUGAUGAAGGCUAUGCAAAGUCUUGUGAAGAUCCCAGAAAUCCAGGCCACCAUGCGGGAACUAUCUAAAGAGAUGAUGAAGGCUGGGAUCAUAGAGGAGAUGUUAGAGGACACUUUUGAAAGCAUGGAUGAUCAGGAAGAAAUGGAGGAAGCAGCAGAGAUGGAAAUUGACAAAAUUCUGUUUGAAAUUACAGCAGGGGCAUUGGGCAAGGCACCCAGUAAAGUGACUGAUGCCCUUCCAGAGACUGUACCUGUAGGAGCAAUGGCCGCCUCAGAGGAUGAGGAGGAAGAAGAGGCUCUGGAGGCCAUGCAGUCCCGGCUGGCCACACUCCGCAGCUAGGGGGCCAGCUGGGCCCUUGAGCUUUCCUCGUGGCUCACAUGCUAGGUGUACACACACUCCUCUGAAGAGCCACCAUCAUGUACCUCUUGCACUACAGCUCUGUCAUGAGGCAUUGCAUUUUGGAGAAAGUUCUCUGCUAGUAUCUCUUCAUUAUCUGCAGAAGUUUUGGGACCUCAAAGGGAUUCUUCCUUGGAAGGUGGUGUAAUUAAAUGGAUCAUUUUCAGGAGCAUAAACAGAAGUAUCUUAAUUGGGGGAGGGUAAAGAAAUCCACCGUUUCAUGAAGCACUUCUGGAAAGAGACGAUUGCCUGAAUGUUGAGGACUUUACAUUUUUUUGUCUGUAAAACACUAUAUAAAUGGAUUUAAUAAAUUUCUGCUUUAACACUUGG
Molecule: messenger RNA, 1203 nt
Organism: Nycticebus coucang (slow loris)
Lineage: Eukaryota; Metazoa; Chordata; Mammalia; Primates; Lorisidae
Gene: CHMP3
Product: charged multivesicular body protein 3
Exons: 6
Coding region: 151-816 (221 amino acids)
Biological process (GO): endosome transport via multivesicular body sorting pathway; protein transport; late endosome to vacuole transport
Cellular component (GO): multivesicular body; ESCRT III complex
Source: RefSeq, a predicted model, not a curated record